CCUGCUCCUGGAGCCACCACCACCACCUCCUGGUCCGCAGCCAGCCCCGUUCUCAGCAGUUAGAUCCACUCCACCUACUGCAGGUGACGCCCAGCCCGGCUGCUAGGAUGGAAGGAGGAAGUCACAGGAAGCGAGGUGGCGGUGCUGGUUCACCAGCAGCAGCUGUGGGGAAAAGGCUGUGCAAGAGAGGCACAAAUCCUGAAGAUGGGAAGGAUGAGGCUCUGCGGGACUAUAAGCAGAUGCAAAAUGAGCUGAAGAACAUUCUAGAACAGUCUGUGGAGAAGCUGCUGGACUUCCUCUCCAAGCCCUGCCUGCCUGAGACAAGGAAGGGGAUCACUUAUUUCAAGAACCGCCUGACAAGCUUGAAGCCAGACAUCCUGCUGGAUCCCAUCUAUGUUGGCCUCUUUGGCAGCACUGGGGCAGGCAAAAGCAGCUUGCUGAAUGCCAUCAUAGACAAAAACUUCUUCUUGCCAGUGUCUGGGUUCGCAGCCUGCACGUCCUGUGUGGUGCAGGUCAACACAAGCCACAGCAGACUCUACGAGGCAAAAAUCUACCUUCUGACAGAUGAGGAGUGGAAGGAUGAGCUCAAGAACCUGAUGGCUCUUGUGGAUGUGGAUAACGAUGAGGAUGACAGCGAAAGAAACGAGGCUGUCUCAAAGAUCUCUGCUAUCUAUGGGGAAGAAGCUGAAACUAAGAGUUAUGAAGAACUGUGCAGGAUGAAACCCAUUGUCUCUAUCCCCAGUUCAAGAUGUAUCACUCUCAGGGAAACAAAUGAUGAAGACCUUUCCAAGAAGAUGGAGCCUUAUAUCCGGAUUCAGAGCAUCGCUGCUGGUGCAAGAGGAGAAGCAAGCACUGAAGAUGGGAAAACAUCACUCUGGCCUCUAAUCAAAAACGUGGAAGUGACUGUCCCCAGGCUGCAGGUGGUGCCAGAAGAUGUCAUCUUUGUGGACAUCCCAGGGAUGGGCGAUUUCAACAGCAAAAGGGAUGCGAUGUGGAAAGAGAACAUCAACAAAUGCUCUAUCAUUUGGGUGGUCAACUCCUUUGAACGCAUCCAGGGACACAAACUUCAUGAGAUGCUGCUGAAGGAAGGGAUGAAGGCUUUCCAGCGUGGCAUGUGCAAAGACAUCUCCUUGGUGGUCACAAAGUCUGAUCAGAUUGAUCUCAACGAAUACAAGAGAGAAAGCAAGGAGAAUGAAAUAAAUGAGCAUGAUGCCAUCCUGAAAAGGAAUAAAACUGUGAAGCAAGAGAAGAGGGAAAUGAUGAAGAAGGACCUGGAGAGGAAGCUUCCAGGCAACUCUGAGGUUCUGCAGAAGGCUGAUCUUGUCUACACAGUCAGUGCCAGGGAAUACUGGAACGGGAAGACACUCAGCAAGGAGGAAACAGAGAUCCCAAAGCUGAGGGACUACCUCAAGAUGUUCUCCAUGACACAGAAGAGGAACAUCCUGAGGGAAUACGUGUUGGAGGCUUUGUCCAUCUUGUCCCUGAUCCAGAGUCUCAGAUCCUGCCAAACUGCACAGCACCUGGGGGUGAGGACAAGGUCCUGGCAGGACUUUAUGCAGAAGAUCACUGAUUUGGAGGAAUCCAUUGAGCAAUGUUUUAGACAUCUUGAAAAGCCACUCAGUGAGGGACUGGGUCAAGCCAAGGAGUCCUAUGAUAGAAACAUCAAGAAGAUCUUCAACCAAGUCAGGAACCGUCAGGGCUUCCACAGGACCCUGAAAGCUGUGUGCCUGAAGGAGGGGGUGUACGUGUCCAAGACCUUCGGCCGGAUAGACAUCAAUGGCUCCCUGGCUCAGCCCAUCUACGAAAGGAUUGACAUGACUUUUGGGAACAUCUUCAGGAUCCAGAUGGAUGACAGCUCUGUGCUGAAAACCUGCCUGGACAAGUUCAAAGAUGCCAUGAAACAGCAACUGCAGAGAGCUGUGGAGAGUGCAGUGCCUGACAGAAGCAACAAGCUCGAGUUCCUUUACCAGGAGGUGAAUGCCAUUGUCAGGGAGAUUGAAAAAAUCAUCCUCCAGAGGAAAGCAGAAAUCUACAACUCCCUGACCACAUCCAUUCAACAGGACCUGGUGCCAUACUAUAAAGCUGCUGCCAUGAAAACUGGACCACAAGCCUGCACGAGGAUGACAGAAAGCCUUUGCAACGGUAUCAUGAGAGAGGUGGAAGAUGGAAUGUUUGAAAGAGCUCAGGCAAAGAUGAGACAGGAGUUUCAGGUCCUGAAGGAGGAUAUCACCAAGGAGGUGAAGAAGGACUUCUCUGACAUGCUUGACCUUGCCUUUGGCCCGCCAGAUCCUUUCACCAGUGAGCUUCCAGACUUGCAGGAGCAGCUCUCCUCCGUCCGCGCCAUUCACCAGGGUUUGCAUGCAGCCAGCGAGGCUUAGGGGGUCACAGUUUGUGGCUGGCUGCCUUCACAAGCCACACAGCUCCUCAAGCCCUCACACAAAGUGCUAAAUAGGCUCCAGAGCUUGGACACCAGGAAAUAUAACCUUUGGCUGUUUCAUCCCAUAACACCUGCCUCCCUCCUCCAUAAACUGACUGCAGUAUCAGAGUCAUCUGGUCUCCUCUGGAGACCUUCAAAACCCACCUGGCUGCUUUCCUCUGGGAACCACCCUGCUUUGCCAAGAGGGGUGGAUUGGAUGACCCCUGGCAGUGCCUUCCAACCUCUAAGGUUCUGUGAUUCUCU
Molecule: messenger RNA, 2680 nt
Organism: Pogoniulus pusillus (Red-fronted tinkerbird)
Lineage: Eukaryota; Metazoa; Chordata; Aves; Piciformes; Lybiidae
Gene: NUGGC
Product: nuclear GTPase, germinal center associated
Exons: 18
Coding region: 108-2378 (756 amino acids)
Molecular function (GO): GTPase activity
Source: RefSeq, a predicted model, not a curated record